AAGGGUCGAGGCAAGGGGGCUGAAAGCAGAGCGGACUGAGCGGCCAGCGGAGAACAGUUAAGGCAGAGGUCCCCUCACCCGCAGACAGCAGCUCUCUCCUGCCCGAGAUGUUCCACCAAGUCUGGGCGGCUGUGCUCUACCUCUACGGCCUUGUCUUUAACUCCAUGAGCCAAUGCCCUGAGCACAGUCAACUCACAACGCUGGAAGUGGGCGAGAAAGAGUCCCCAGAUCCCCACCUGGGCACGUGGUACUUCAUCGCAGGAGCAGCCCCCACCAAGGAAGAGUUAGCGACUUUUGACUCGGUGGACAAUAUUGUCUUCAACAUGGCGACCGGCUCUGCCCCAAGGCAGCUGCAGCUUCGUGCUGCUGUCCGCACGAAAAACGGGAUCUGCGUGCCCCGGAAAUGGAUAUACCACCUGACUGAAGGGAAAGGCAACACAGACCUCAGGACUGAAGGCCGCCCUGACAUGAAAACAGACCUCUUCUCCAGCUCGUGCCCAGGGGGAAUCAUGCUGAAAGAGACGGGCGAGGGGUACCAACGCUUUCUCCUCUACAACCGAUCACCACACCCUCCGCAGAAGUGUGUGGAGGAAUUCCAGUCUCUGACCUCCUGCUUGGACUUCAAAGUCUUGUUGGUGACUCCCAGGAAUCAAGAGGCCUGCCAGCUGUCCAGCAAGUGACCUGUCACUUCCAUCUGUGUGGGGUGGGAGCUGAGCUGCGAGGGGAGACUUCGGAAACUCUCCACGCCCUCUCAAGGAUAAUAAAGAUGGUUCUCAAUCCUCA
This is a messenger RNA of Arvicola amphibius (Eurasian water vole), 783 nucleotides long. It is a transcript of the gene Apom, whose product is annotated as apolipoprotein M. The record is from RefSeq and is a predicted model, not a curated record. Bases 108 to 680 code for a protein of 190 amino acids. Gene Ontology annotation, biological process: high-density lipoprotein particle remodeling; high-density lipoprotein particle clearance; high-density lipoprotein particle assembly. Gene Ontology annotation, cellular component: low-density lipoprotein particle; high-density lipoprotein particle; very-low-density lipoprotein particle. Lineage: Eukaryota; Metazoa; Chordata; Mammalia; Rodentia; Cricetidae. Gene Ontology annotation, molecular function: phospholipid binding; lipid carrier activity. The transcript is spliced from 6 exons.